AAUUCUCACAGGGCGCCAAAAUUUAAGAUUGCCUUUUCCAAACAUUUUCCUUUUGUCUAUCUAUUUUCGUAUAAGCAGACUUCUAUUGAUAUAAAGUUAUGGGUACUCAUGUAGAAGCAACACCUUCUACUCCAUUACCUAGUUCUAGCUCCUCCAACGCAUUUUUAGAGACAGUCAGUUUGUUAGAUGAGCUAAUUGCUGUCUUUGAUAAUCAAGAAGAAGCAAAAACGUUGAACCAAGGUUGCGAGAAACUUGAAGAGUUGGGACAAGUGCAACAGAGAAAGGUCCAUGACUGGAAAGGAAAACUAAAAGCUCUUCAAACUCGUGUUGACGAAGCAUUACAAAAGACGAAAGGGUUUGAAAGUGAAGAAGAAUAUCAAAAGAAGUUGGAAAUGCUCGAAAAAGAGAAGCAAAGUAUCAUCAGUGAAAUAAUGAAAGCUGAAGAAGACUGUUCCCUUGUAGAGUCCCAAUUAGAUUCCGUCAAAAACGAAGAACAACGUUAUUUGCAACUUUAUACAAACAUGUGUGAUGAAAUGAACAAAGAAAUUCCCAGGAUGCAAUAUUUAUUGAGUCUGUAUGCGGAUAUUUCUCGAUUGCGUACCAAAAGCUUCUUUUCUUCGUGGGACCAACUUGAGGAUGUAUUUAGUGGAUAUAUUCUGUCAAAAAAAGGUGAUGACAUUCAACCAUUCGAAUUUCCUAUCAAAGCCAACACCAGUUUUACUAUUGUGAAUCAACUUUGGGAAAUGUUCGAACGUACCAUCACGUAAAUACGAAUAGGCAACUAUUUCGUUUUAUGUUUCUAACGGAACAUGAUUAUCGACUCUUGUGAAAUGCUGAAGAAUUAUUAUUUGUUUAAAAUGACAUAAAGGUUUUGUUUACAAUUUUGAAACAAAUUGAUUCCCUUUUUCAG
This is a messenger RNA of Galdieria sulphuraria, 910 nucleotides long. RefSeq lists its product as uncharacterized. The record is from RefSeq and is a predicted model, not a curated record. Bases 99 to 767 code for a protein of 222 amino acids. Lineage: Eukaryota; Rhodophyta; Bangiophyceae; Galdieriales; Galdieriaceae. The transcript has 2 exons.